UUUAUUCUUGUAUUAAUCAAACUGCAGGUUCAAGAAGCCAUGGAGGAGAUUGGCAGUUCCGGAAUUCCUUUGAGUGUUGUGGCAAAGGCUGCAGAGAUUCAGCUCCUAUAUGCCGUUGACAGAGUACUUUUAGGCAGUAGAUGGUUUCGAAAAGCCACGGGUAUUCAGCCAAAGUUACCUUAUUUGGUUGAUUCUUUUGAAAGAAGGAGUGCAUUUUCUAUCCAAAGAGCGUCAGGGUCAGCAACUAGAUGUCUUGGUGAUUCAGUAGAAGCAGAUACUUCCGCAUCACUGCUUAGAGUAGAAGAUAAUAGUCCAAGCGAAGACGAAAAGAGACAGCAAAAUCUCUGGUUUCCUUUUGGAGAUUGGAUUAAUCACUCUGAAUCGAAAAAAGAACACACUCAUCAUAAGGGUCCAUCAGAUGGAAGGGAUAUGGAAUCUAGAGAGAGAGAAAUGCUGCGAAGUCCUUUCUUACCAAAGAUAACAAUGGUAGGGAUUUCAACAGGAGAAGCUGCACAAAUGAGUAAGGCUAAUCUCAAGAAAACAAUGGAAGAUUUAACAGAAGACUUGGAGCAAUCUGAUGAAGGGAAUGAUCAUGGUUCGAAACGUUAUGACCCUCGAAAGAUGGAAGAGAGAGAUCCUCUUUUUGUUGCAAACGUCGGAGAUUACUAUUCGGGUAUGGCGAAAGCUGGUUCUGCUCGGUUGUCACGUCGAGGGGAUGACCAGUAACGAAACACAUCCUAGGUCACAUAGCCUAUUUGUGUGAAUUGCUCAAGCCUAGUUACUAUUUUGUUGCUACUUGUUAUACUGCUUUAAAUUCCAAUUUGUUGUCAUGUUAAAAAUAGGGAAAAUUCCAUAAAAAUACACCAACUAUUUUUCUAUUGAAAA
Arabidopsis lyrata subsp. lyrata is the source of this 885-nucleotide messenger RNA. RefSeq lists its product as uncharacterized. Bases 40 to 726 code for a protein of 228 amino acids. The transcript has 3 exons. The record is from RefSeq and is a predicted model, not a curated record. NCBI's taxonomy places the organism in Eukaryota, Viridiplantae, Streptophyta, Magnoliopsida, Brassicales, Brassicaceae.